Aspergillus melleus is the source of this 1983-nucleotide messenger RNA. It is a transcript of the gene DBF4, whose product is annotated as protein serine/threonine kinase activating protein nimO. Gene Ontology annotation, cellular component: nucleus; Dbf4-dependent protein kinase complex. NCBI's taxonomy places the organism in Eukaryota, Fungi, Ascomycota, Eurotiomycetes, Eurotiales, Aspergillaceae. The coding region runs from base 1 to 1983 and encodes 660 amino acids. Gene Ontology annotation, biological process: positive regulation of nuclear cell cycle DNA replication; regulation of cell cycle phase transition. The transcript has 3 exons. The record is from RefSeq and is a predicted model, not a curated record. Gene Ontology annotation, molecular function: protein serine/threonine kinase activator activity; nucleic acid binding; zinc ion binding.
AUGUCGACUCGCCGUCCACUCGCCAACGUGCCGAAUGCUACGAACUCCCCUCACCGAAUGGGCCUCGUGCCUGCCAAACGUUCUCGCCCGGGAAAUGGUCCUGUGGAAAUCCCUUACGGCCAGCCACCACCCAAGAAGCAGGUAGUCGAUGGUCCCGAGGUGGACGGCCGCUCACCGACCCGGACCAGGUCCUCCGCCUACCAGAAUAACGAUUCCAAGCAAUUGUUCACGCGCCGAACAAACAAUACUCAGCCAAGUGCGUUCGAGAGGAAGCUGGUCGCCGCUCGGGAUAAGGAUAGACAACCUCAGAAUCGGGCGUCGAGACAUGAGAAACCGUCCGCGGAGACCAUCGAUACUAUUCGGCAGUGGCAGAGACAUUAUCGCAAGGCCUUCCCGCAAUUCGUCUUUUACUUUGACAGCAUCCCAGAAGAUCUUCGUAGUAAAUGCUCGAGACAGGUCAAUGCAUUGGGUGCUCGCGAAGAGAAAUUCUUCUCACGUCUAGUGACUCACGUCGUUACCUCCCGCCCCAUCCCCCCCGAACAUGAAGGCCCAAGCCCGGCAGAAUUGGCAAGAUUGGCGGAUCAGGCAGAAUCGGUGGAUCAGGUAGCUGCAGAUGGUUCUUUGCAGACGGUCAACCCCUCCUUGCUCGAGAAAAAUGCCGACCCGCACCUACAUAUGUCAAUGAAGAAUGACGCUCGACGGGAACCGACCAAUAUGGAUGUUUUGUACCGGGCUCGCCAAAUGGGAAUGAAGAUAUGGGCUAUCGAGAAACUGCAGCGGAUGAUCGCUACUAUCAACGACGGUGAACUUGGCGGCCACAGCGGCCAUUCAACCCGCAAUGCCAAUGCCGGUGGCCAUGCUAAAGCCAGGGGCGACGCGGACCUGUCCCAGGUCCUGCAAAACGAACUCAUGAGUGGCUCUUCGGAUCGCAAUCCUCUGUCGGUCCUGAAAGACCUGGUCAUGUUCAAAGGUCCGUUCAUUUAUAUCCAUGACAUGGAUGAAAAGACCAGACCUGUCAUGGUCCGUGAAUACCCCAAGGUGGCAAGGCGACAGGAUGGUAUUUGGCCACAAUUUCGGAGUGCACCAUUGGGAAAAUGCCCGUUUGUGGAAGAGGCCCCCACGAAGAAGGAAACUGAACGACAACGGGCGCGCCAGAAGGAAAGGGAAAAGAAGGCAUUUUCUAAGCCUGCACCCAUCGCAGCGACUCAUGACACCAAGCCCAAGGCACCCGAGGACACUGCUGGGAAGGUAGAGAAUCCUGAGGCUGACCGAGAGACCAGCCCCAGAGAUGAACCUGAAGGUGCUGUCUCUCAGCCAAAGCAACCUGAGAUGCAAGAAAUGCAACCAACGAGGCCGUUGUCGCCAAAGAAGAGCUCAGAAAGUUUCAUUCCUCCUCCCCAGCUAAACCGGAAUGGUCCCUUCUACCUUGGUCGGGAGCCUGCUGCAUCGGGCGUGCAGCCCUCAAAUAUCACGUCUGCUAUCCGAUCCCAGAUGGUAUCCUCGACUGCCGCUGCGCCCGGUGCGAAGGCUGGUGUGAGCAAAGAGGUCCACGAGCUGAAGAGAAAGGUUCUCGAGAAGAGCAACGGGGGAUUUUCCGCCGGUACGGGACUGUCUCACCAUCCCGUGGACCCUUCAACAGCGAUGAAAGCGGCAAGGAAUCAGGCCAGCCGGCAAGGCAAGCCGAAUCCGCCAGAAAAACUUGGACAUGUCAUUGAAGAGGAGACUACGCAGUCGGAAGGCAAUGGUGCCACCAAGCACCGGCCAAGCCUUCGAAGAAGUAGCAGCCAAAAGAAAAAGGACAGGCGGAGGGAUCCUAAGCCAGGAUACUGUGAGAACUGCCGGGACAAGUUCGAUGACUUUGAUGAGCAUGUGUUGACCAGAAAACACCGCAAAUUCGCAUUGAACACGUCUAACUGGGCGGAGCUUGACUCACUCCUCUUCCAGCUCCAGCGACCAUUAAAGGAAGAAUACGAUUAUGUUUAG